Molecule: messenger RNA, 1006 nt
Organism: Oncorhynchus masou masou (cherry salmon)
Lineage: Eukaryota; Metazoa; Chordata; Actinopteri; Salmoniformes; Salmonidae
Product: protein FAM83A-like
Biological process (GO): epidermal growth factor receptor signaling pathway
Molecular function (GO): protein kinase binding
Source: RefSeq, a predicted model, not a curated record
GGGAGUGUUUUAAACAGCAGGUCUCUGUCACGCUCUCACUCCCAUAACAGCUCACCUGUCCCCCCCAGCACACUGCAACCCACAGGUGGAAUGUCCUCAUAGAAAUAACAAUACUAGACCGGGCAUCCCCAUUCAAGUCAAUGUAAUUCUACUUCUAUGGGUGUAGCCAACUGUACAAUUGAUUGAGGGGGGCAGGGCUCAGAAACCUCACCGCUGCUACUCCAUCCCUGUCUGUCUCCACUAGGGUUUUUCACUCAGUAGCAGCAGUAGGUAACUCCAGGUAAUACGUGUUGAUCAGAGAGCCGUGUACAGCUUCACUAUGAACCUGCAGAGCAACGGCCUGUCUGUUCAGUGGUACCUGAAGUCCAAGCCGGUUGGAAAGGUGAGGCGGCGUGUACAGGAGAUGAAAAACCCAUCUGUGUCCCUGGUGUCGGGCGACGUUGACCUCAGCCACAACGAGAGCACCAGAUUGGCCAUGGACGCCUUGCUGAACCAGGGAUUGGACAUGUACCAGGAAGUACUGGCCGGAGAGGGCGAGGUGGACUUCCUGUCCAAGGAGGAGAAAGGUUAUAUCCUGGAGAACACUACAGACCUGAGCACCAGCAGUCUGUGUGGGACGGAGAACGACGACCAGGCAGAGGGCCCCACCACCUCUUCCCAGACAAACACCUAUUGUCCAUCGGUGUUGGAGAGCGCCCCUGGCUUGGACCAUGGCUGGCCGGCAGAGGACUGGAGCUACCGCCUGCAGGGUGAACCCAGUGUAGAGGUCUACUUCCAGUCUGAUAGAGCAGCCAGCAUGAAAGACCUGCUCAGAGAGUUUAUCAGCAAGGCCACAAUGGUUCUGGCCAUUGUAAUGGACACAUUCAGUGAUGUGGAGAUGUUCUGUGACAUCCUGGAGGCAACCAGGAAGAGGAAUGUGUCUGUCUACCUGCUCCUGGACCAUAUCAACCUGCAGGUCUUUGUCAAGAUGUGUGAGACACUACAGAUCAACAGUAAUCACCUCACU